Molecule: messenger RNA, 6429 nt
Organism: Leptopilina heterotoma
Lineage: Eukaryota; Metazoa; Arthropoda; Insecta; Hymenoptera; Figitidae
Gene: Mrtf
Product: myocardin-related transcription factor A
Exons: 14
Coding region: 1663-5403 (1246 amino acids)
Source: RefSeq, a predicted model, not a curated record
AAAUAAAAGAACAAGUAGCAGAAUAAAUAAAAAAAAUUGAUGUAUAUAUUAAGAAAAAGAUGGAUGAUCACAAUUCCAGAAUAAUAGUCAUACAUUAGCAGAAGGAACUUCGUAUUUAUGACUUUCAGCAAAAUUGUUUUAGAGCAACGAUUCCACUGCAAAGAAACCUGAAAACUGGAGAUCUACUUACUAUUUCACCAAAUUCUCUUAAUUUAUACAAUUUCAAUGAAUUAAUAAUUCCAAAAUUGACUUAAAACAGGAACUGAUUAGUGAAAAAUUUGGAUUGUUUUUAUUAAGGGUGAAGAUGAACAGGAAGUAAAAUGUAAGGAGUUAGAAGAAAAAAGUGUGUGAGGGAGAGAGUGCGAGAGAGAGAGCGAGAAAAGGGAAAAUAAGAAUUGAAAAAUAGAAAUGAAGAGAAUGAAUGAAGUGGAGAUGCCUGCAGCAAAUGAAGCAUCUCGACAGUUAUAUUAAUGAAAAAACUACUUCUCUACGACACAAUAACCAUAUAAUUCAUCAUUCCUUUAUUGAAAAAGAGCAUUCCUGGCAAGAUUUUUUUUUGUGAACGAAUAAUUAUUUAUUGAGAGAAAAAGAGGAAAGAAACAAGUUCGAAAAAAAAAUGAUAUAUAAUUUUACAAGAUUAGCAAAACUUGCCUUCCUCAAAUUUUCAAGUGUCUUAAUCAAACGUACAUAAUAAAUAUAAAUAGAAAAAGAAAUUUAUUUAUAAUAUUCUUGUUCCAGUCAUAUAUAUAGUAUUUAAUUAUACUUUCAUCAAUGCUCAAUCGCAACAUUUGUAAUUGUAGUUCAAUGUUGUAUUGAUAUUUAGAAAUUUAUAUUUAAUAAGACUACUGUCAAAUUAUUUAAUUAAUUGAUUAAUAAUAUUAAUUUACUGUUGAUAAUACAACAGUACUAAAAAAACUGUGGUUAAAAAAACUACUAGAUUUAUAACAGAAAGCGGUGAUUAAAAAUCAACUGUUGAUAACAGGAAUAGUGGAUUUUUACUGACAACAGAAGCAGUAAUUAAAAAUCUGCUGUUGAACAAUUUCUGUUUAUGAAAAAGAAACAGUAGUUAAAAAUCAACUAUAGAUAGCAGAAGCAACCAACCAUUUUUGUCCUUUGACAAAAAAAAACAGUAGUUAAAAAUCAACUAUAUUGAUUACAGAAGCAACAAAUUUUUCUGUGAACAAACAGAAAAAACAAGAAAUAAAUCGUCUGUUGAUAGCAAAAAACAAAAUUUUCUGCUGCCUAUGAAAGAAAAGAAGAAACAGCAGUUAAAAAUCAAUUCUGUUUAUGCAAGAAGAAAAUCAUCAAAUCAAGAUGAUUCGUCCAAGAAAUCGAAUUGAAAACAAGAAAAUAACAAUGGGAAAUUAAAAACAGUGGAGCUAAGAGUGAAGAAUUAAGAGGAUAAACGAAAAGUAGUUAAAAUCAACUAUUGAUAAAGAAAACAACUUUUGUUGUUCAUGGAAAAACAAUAGAAGCAGAUGAAGAUGAUGCAAUGCGUUCAUGAAAUCGAAUGAAGAGAAAAGAAAUAAUAGUGUAAAAUUAAAAAUAGAGUGAAGAAGAGUGAAAAAAUAAUUAAGAGGAUAAAAAAAUAAUUUUAAAGAUUUAAAAUAAAAAUAAUAGUUUACAUUAGAAAAAUCAUGGAACAUCGCUGAGUUCGCGAGGAUGCCUGAGCCGAGAGCAAAGCGCUGUAAACACUGUGAUGAGUCUGGCCACAGGUUGGACAGCGGAUCUCCAUUUUGGAGAAUUCAACUAGAUCAAGAUCUUCUUGAUACGAUUAGUGCAAUAUACCCGGAGUGGUUUAAGGAUUACACAAACUCGAAUGCUUCGACAUCGUCUUCCAGUUUGAAUAAUGGAACUUCAGCAACAUUGACUGGAGACUCCGACAUCAUCAUUGAGCAGAAGCCACACAAGAUUGGCAAAAGUGACUCAAAGUCGAAAUCAAAAGGAAAUAAAUCCUCUCAUUUGAAAGACAGGGAAAGGGAGAAGAAGGAUCGGAGCGAUUUUCGAGUUGAGAAGAGUGGAAUCGACAGUAUCAAUAAGAAGGGAGCAAGACUUUAUUUACAACGGGAGAAAACGGCGGACUUAGUGGCUACUGCUGAAGCAGCAAAAGCCACGAGUGUCCAAGGAUCGGGAGCAGCAGAGGCAAAAGCAGGAACAGGAUCAGGAUUGAAAUCCGAGAUGGCGGAGGGCAAUCAGUCGCCGCCAAAGGCGGAGGUCGACGACUCUCCACUUCAACACUCCAUGGAUCGUAACAAGGAAUCUCUAAAGGUGAAAUUGAUGCUGAGGCGACCAAUUAAUCAACUGGUGGCGCAGGGUAUCAUGCCUCCUUUGAAGACACCGCCUGCAUUUUUUGAACAACGAAAGCAGUUGGAGAGAGCAAAGACCGGCGAUUUGUUGAAAGCAAAAAUUCAACAGCGACCCGGCAGAGAUGAACUUGUGCGACAGCAUAUUUUGGAAGACGUCGGCCAUGUGGAUCCAAGUCUUGCGGAAAAGCAGCGAAUGCUAAAGAAAGCUAGACUCGCCGAUCAACUCAACGAUCAACUUAGUCACAGGCCUGGACCUCUUGAACUGAUACAAAAAAAUAUUCUCCACACCGAAGAGCCAAUUGAGAGAGCGGUGAAAGAGGGUCACAUUCCCUUUAAGGCAACUUGCGAAGGUCAAGUUACGAAGCCCCAGCAUCCAGACCAUUACAUUACUUUCGAGGACGAUUCGCAAAGUUCGGAAGGCGCGCCUUCACCUUCUUUAGAAUCGCGAACCGAUGUCUUAGAAACGGCUGCAGCUUCCGCUGGAAUUGUCACAGUUUCCCUGAAUAUACCGACGACGGGCGGUGCUGUCGUUGUCACGUCGACUUCACCCGUUUUCCAGCAGGCCUCAACGGAACCGACGAUACAGACUUUUGCCGAUCUUUGUAAUUCCGUUGUUGGUAAUCAACAACAACAGCAGCAGCAGCAACCAACCUUCCAACAUAAUCAACAUGUUUCGACGCAGGCAAGUCAAGCCAACGGACCCACGUCGACGCUUCUCCCACUGGCACCAGCGCCAAGUCCCAUGUCCCUGGGUUCGACGACAUCCAGCCUGAGUCCACUUUCGAAUAUUUCGAUAGCAUCUCCUCCCGCUCUACCUCCUGCCGCCAUCACCCCAAGGCCUCAACCGAGUCCGAUCUCCGCCGCUGUCGCCGUUGCCGCCUCCGCAUGUCAAAGAAGCGAUGCGCCGGGAAAAGACAAGAAUCGAAAGAAGUCCAAAACCAAAAGUCAACCCAAAACUCGUACAAUCAAAUUUCACGAAUAUAAAGGUCCUCCGAGUGCGCAAAAGACCUCAAUAUCGUCAAUUCCAGCCGGCCUCAAUUCAACUUCUCCUGGUGAAACCAGCUACGAGUUGUUACUUCAGCAGCAACAACUCUUUCUGCAAUGGCAACUCGAGUGGCAACACAAGUAUCCACAGAUCAUUCUUCCAGCUGCACAGAAGCCUCUCACCCUCCCGAGUAGUGGAGCAAACGAUACAAAUAGCGUUAGUAAUGUUAGUGUUAAUGCACCAAGUCCUGCUCCCUCAAAUUCCUCAAGCAGUACCAUAGAACAGCCGCCACUGAGGCCACUGGGUAAAUUAGAAGAUAUGAAAGUGAGUGAUCUCAAAAUCGAACUGAAGAGAAGAAAUCUUCCAGUUUCUGGAUCGAAACCCCAAUUAAUUGAACGACUGAAACCGUUCACUGAAGCGUCGAGCAAUGGUUCCACGUCAAAUUCCAAUGGACCCCACGUGACACACAUGGGUCACAUACUGAUGGAUACUCCAGGACCAAUGGCCUUAGACGAAUCUAGUUCCCAUGCCAAAAGUCCAUGUUCAGUUCUAGUUAAAGACGAACCAUACAGUCCGAGAACGGAUUCACCGCACGGCAGUGAACACGACGAUCCUUUGAGUCCUCCAGGUGACGAUAUAAUCAAGGAACAAAGAAAACGUAUCGAAGAAUUGCAAAGAGAACUCUACAAAUCUCAACAGCAACUCCAGCAAAUACGACAAACACAACCGACCACAGUUCGCGCUGAAAAACUCGUUCUUCAGCAGCAUAUACAAAAUAAAAUGCAACAGCAACAAUUGGCACUUCAUUUACAGCAAUUACAGCAUUUACAACAACAACAGCAGCAACAGCAACAGGCAAUGCAGCAACACCAACAGCAAACAAAUUCAACGACUCAACAACAACAGCACGCUGCGUUCCAGCAACAUAAUGCUAAAGCGAAUUUAGCAGCAUUUUUACAAGCUCAGCCCAAUAAUAACACUAAUGUUCUCGAUUCCACAACAUUGACUGCAAUAAAUAAUAAGAAAAAUCAAGUCAAGAACAAUACAACUGUCCAGUUACCAGCGGCGAUUGUAUUGAAUUUAGCUAAAGCGACCAAAUUGAAUGGCUCAUUGUUGGGAGCUUUGGUGGCGCAAGCUCAAACACAACAAUCAACAUCCACGCCUGAGGAAAAUAAACCACCGCCACCUCAAUAUGACGAAGCUACCAAACUAUUGAAGGUGAAAAUCGAGCCAGCGCAGAAGAACCACAUAAAAAGUCAAGUUGUCGACGACGUCUUGGAGAUAUUGAUAAAAAAUGGAGAACUACCGCCAAGUGCAGCUCAAGAUCCAGCGACACCAACAACGCCAAAUCGUCAAAUGCCACAAAAUCUUGUUUUUACAACUUCAACGGAAAAUUCAUCGCAAUCGUUAGUGUUUGCAACGUCGAAUCCAAUUAGUCCAAUUAGUCCUGAGGCGAUGGAGAUUUCUCAAGGCGGUUCUAGUCCUUCACUUAAUGCACCACCACCACCUCCGCCUCCACCGCCACCACCGUUACCACUUGCCACAUUUUCAGUACAAUUACCAACAACCUUACAACAAAUGCACGAGCAGCAAGAUCAUCAACAUCAAGAGGAGAUAUCGUCUUUUAACGCUGACCUAUUGACAUCAGCCGAAGCCGAAUUGGACGCUGCUAUGCUACUGAGUCCACAGUCAAUGGUAGCUGCUUCACCCGAUCCUCAACCACGACAAGAAGUUGUCGUAACGGACAAUAAUAAUUUGGACCUAAAGGAACUUGGCCUCGAUUUGGAGACACUGGACACAAUGGAUUUCGGUCAAUUAGAGUGCGAUUUGGGUGUUAAAAUGUCAACGCCACAGGAACUAAUGGAUAUUGGCGACAUGCCCAUGGAUAUGGAUGAUUCCGAUUGGCUUGAUUCAUUAAUGCCCCAAUCACCGCCACCAUCGACAAGUACAAUUAAUAGACCAACGCCAGUGCAUACGUCAUCGAGUGAUUUCUUUGAUCCAUUACUUGCAAACAGUCAAGAUCCAUUUGAACUCUUUAGUAUGGAGGACACUGAUUUUAAAAUGUCCUCCGAUCUCUCAUUAACCUGGGAUAAAGUGGACUUUGCCACCUAGCCGGAAGUACUCUCAUUUAUAUGUACUUAACUAGGAAAAAUAUUAGCAAAGACUUAAAAAUUGAAGAAGAAGAAGAAAAAACACACACUAUUACUAAAGAAUCAUGUGCACUUUAUUAGUACAAAAAAAAGGCACUGAUCAACAUCAUACACACACAUAUAUAAAUAUUACAAUUUAUAUACACAUUCUACGUAUAUAGACAAAAAUUUUACCACUUUUAUAUGAUCCUUAAAAAAAAAUCCAAACAAACUAUGACAAUCGAGACAUAGUUUUGUGAACAGCUCAAACUGAGAAAGUAUACGUGCUUUACUUCAGUUUCUAGCAGGUUUAGUGAUUAGCAUUAUAUAGGAAGUCUAUUUAAAAAAAAGCUCUUAGGUUAUUUUAUUCAAUAAUUAUUAAAUUUCUUGCAAGAAAAAGAAAAGUCAAAAGAAAUUUCCUAAUUCGUGAUAAUUUUAUUUAAUCAUCGUACAUUUUUGUGAAUAAUGUACUAAUUAUUUCUUAUGCAAACAAAUUUUUUUUGUUUUAAUUUCCAUUAUUAUUGUGUUCGAUAUUUUACCCAUAUUUGUGAAUAGAGGGAAACGAAAAAAAUAAGCUGACAAGAAUUGUCCCUAAAUUACGUACCAUUGAUAAGAAAAAGUUAUUCUAUAUUCGUAACAUUACAUUAAUGUUUCAUUAGAUAGGUAUAAAAUUUUUAAAAAUUUCUAUUUUCUAAAAUAUACUCAAUUUGAAAGUUUUUUAAAAAUAUUGUGAAAGAAAGUGUGAACUUUUUGUUUUGAUCUGAAUUUUUGACUUUAAGCGGAGGGUGCAUCGAUAAUUUUAACUAUUAUCAGAAAAAUAUUUUGUUCCAUAAAAUAAUAAUAAUAAUUUGAUUUUUACAAGUUUUAAAGCUUAUUGAAAAAAUUACUUUAAGACUAAAUAUACCAAAUAAUACUAUUGUUAUUCAAAUUUAUUUGAAAAUUCGUUUGUUUAUUUGACUAACUUUGAAUAAUUUCAGACUCAAAAUUUUUAAAAAUUCACUUCUCAACU